Daldinia caldariorum is the source of this 1565-nucleotide messenger RNA. Its product is annotated as Phophatidylserine decarboxylase-domain-containing protein. The transcript is spliced from 5 exons. Gene Ontology annotation, molecular function: phosphatidylserine decarboxylase activity. Gene Ontology annotation, cellular component: mitochondrion. Lineage: Eukaryota; Fungi; Ascomycota; Sordariomycetes; Xylariales; Hypoxylaceae. The record is from RefSeq and is a predicted model, not a curated record. Gene Ontology annotation, biological process: phosphatidylethanolamine biosynthetic process. Bases 143 to 1519 code for a protein of 458 amino acids.
GCGGUAUAUGAAGCCAUGGAAGGCCCUGAUUCUUGGCAAUUCAGGAACAGUUCUAGGUGCAAAACACAUACCCACAUCGAAUACUUCGUUAGAGACUUGGCAUCGUUGUUUAAUAUAGCAUAGACAGUUAAGUUAAGUCGAGAUGGUUCACCAACACGGCGACGAACACGAUAUUCCUGAGGAACAUCACGUCCCACGUCAUGGCGCCUGGCUUCCAACAGAUCACCGGGUCCAACACGAAUGGCUCAAGACGCAGAUCGAACAUGUCGAUAAAGCUCCUCAAAAGGAGCUGAUCCCGGUCCUCCAAGACUUCAAGAAGCUCAUCGAGGGAAACUCACGCAUCUACAUGUAUUUCAACCAGAUGUGGGAGGAGAUACCGCUCAAGAAGCCGUAUUACAAGGACCCGACGGGUACCAAGAAGCAAAUCCGGGACUACCGGCACAUGCUGGCGGUGCUCAACCACAUCUUCACACAAGCCCCCCAGUGGACCGAUGCUGCUUUCGGCGUGGGCAUGGUCGGGGUUCCUAUGGUGGGCAUUUUCGACUACGUGAUGGCUACACCUAGCGGCCAUGCCGCAUUCUUAGACCCAGAAGUCAAUAAGAUGAUGAAGAAGAUUUUGAAUGAAUGGGGCAAAUUCCUAAAGACGCCGAAAUCAGCCGAAGUGCUCGCUUCUCAUAAGCAAGGCUGGUUCUCCCAGCACGGCCUCAAAGAUCUGAUGGAAGUGGCCAACGCGCCGCUGAAGACGUCUCACAGGUUCGAGGAUAUGUACGUCUGCGACCCCUCGGCCAAGCAUUACGGUUACACUUCUUGGGAUGACUUCUUCACGCGGCCGCUCCGCGAAACCGCGCGCCCCGUGGCCUCGCCCGACGACGACGACGUGGUCGCCAACGCGUGCGAGUCGAAAGUGUACAACGUGGCGCGGGGCGCCCAGCUGCGCGACCGCUUCUGGAUCAAGAGCCAGCCGUACUCGGUGCUCGACAUGCUGGGGCACGACCCGCUGGCGGCGCAGUUCGACGGCGCGACCGUGUACCAGGCCUUCCUGUCCGCGCUGUCGUACCACCGCUGGCACGCGCCUGUCUCGGGCCGCAUCGUGCGCGCCUUCGUCAGGGACGGCACCUACUUCAGCGAGCCGCUGUUCGAGGGGCCCGCGGGCGGGUACGCCGGGGGCGAGCACGGCUCGCGGGAGCCCGGGGAUAUCGACACGCGCGGAAUUAGCGUCGCCCAGGGGUAUCUUACGGCGCUGGCGACGCGUGCCGUUAUUUUCAUCCAGGCGGAUAAUCCUGUGAUUGGGUUGAUGGCUUUUGUAGGCGUGGGCAUGGACGAGGUGAGCACGUGCGAGAUCACGGUUGGUCAGGGACAGCAUGUGCGGAAGGGAGACCAGCUUGGUAUGUUCCACUUCGGCGGCUCGUCCCACUGUCUGCUAUUCCGUGCUGGUGUGCCUAUUGGUGGGUUCCCAAGCCCGGGGCGGGAGGAGAAUGUACCCGUGCGAGGCCAAGUCGCCGUUGUCAAGCGAAAGUAAAAAUCGAAAUAUUAGACCUGGUAAUUAAGGCCUAGGGAACAUGUGA